AUGUUCCAGCCGUCUGCGAAGCGCUGCUUCACCAUCGAGUCCCUGGUGGGCAAGGACACCCCCCUGGGCCCCGAGGACCCCCCUCGCCCCGCCGCCCUCGCCUACCCCGGCCCCGCCGCCGCCGCCGACGCCGCCGCCUUCGCCCCCGGCUUCCAGGGAGCCGCGGGCCGGGCCCUGUACGGCAGCGCCGAGCUCGUCUUCCCCGAGGCCGUGGGGCACCCUGCGCUGCCCGUCGGGCCCCCCCAGCUGGGGGGCUCGGCCCUGCCUCACCCGCACCCCUUCUUCGGGCCGCAGCACCGCGACCCGCUCAACUUUUACCCCUGGGUGCUGCGGAACCGCUUCUUCGGCCACCGCUUCCAAGGGAGCGAGGUGUCCCAGGAGAGCCUCCUGCUGCACGGCCCCUUCGCCCGCAAGCCCAAGCGCAUCCGCACGGCCUUUUCCCCAUCGCAGCUGCUGCGCCUGGAGAGAGCCUUCGAGAAGAAUCACUACGUGGUGGGAGCCGAGCGCAAGCAGCUGGCCAGCAGCCUCAGCCUGUCCGAGACGCAGGUGAAGGUGUGGUUCCAGAACAGGUGUGGUUCCAGAACAGGUGUGGUUCUGACCCAGCUGUUCAUCCCCCAACCCCGCUGUCUGUGCCAGGUGAAGGUGUGGUUCCAGAACAGGAGGACGAAGUACAAACGGCAGAAGCUGGAGGAGGAAGGCCCCGACUCGGAGCAGAAGAAGAAGGGCUCUCACCACAUCAACCGAUGGCGCCUCGCCACCAAGCAGUCGAGCGGAGAAGACAUCGACGUCACCUCCAACGACUAAAGCAGGGCCAGGCUCCUGCUGCGGCCACCAUGGCCAGGAGCCCGGGCCAGCCCGGGGGGACACAGGCGGUGCCACCCGCGGGACUCUAGGACGCGGCCCAAGCCGCCAGGCCCGCGGCCUUUGCUCGGGGCGGGGUGUGAGCGCGUCCCCCCGGCCCCCCCGGCCCUCGAGG
Molecule: messenger RNA, 976 nt
Organism: Catharus ustulatus (Swainson's thrush)
Lineage: Eukaryota; Metazoa; Chordata; Aves; Passeriformes; Turdidae
Product: homeobox protein EMX1
Exons: 3
Coding region: 1-804 (267 amino acids)
Biological process (GO): brain development; central nervous system development; neuron differentiation
Molecular function (GO): DNA-binding transcription factor activity, RNA polymerase II-specific; DNA binding
Source: RefSeq, a predicted model, not a curated record